CCUGAGAUAACAGGCAUGGAUAGCUUGGAGCUAUCUUGACUUCUUAAAUCUCACAUCCCAUGUCCCGCGUUACGAGUAUUUGGAAGGACCUUGUCGCUGACAAGAGACGACGUCAAGCGGAAGCCAUUCCUAAGGAAUGGUUAAUUGACCCGCCGCCGACUUCACAGCUCGACGUUACUCAGAUCCCUGAGCAAUGCGGGCUGUUAACAUCCAGGGAACUUGAGAUAACGAACACCAUCGAUGCAGCCGUCCUGCUGCAUAAAUUAGCUACUGCAGAAUGGUCUGCUGUCGAGUCACCACCGCAUUCUACAAGCGUGCCAUCAUUGCACACCAGCUCGUCAACUGCUUGACCGAAAUAUUCGUAGAUCGUGCACUAGCACGCGCAAAAGAGCUGGACGAAUACUUAAAGAAGACUGGAAAGGUUAUUGGACCCCUUCAUGGCCUGCCUAUUUCUUUAAAGGACCAAAUCCGUAUCAAAGGUCUAGAGACGACUAUGGGAUAUGUCUCUUGGAUCGGCGAUUACGCAGACAAAGACGCUGCACUAGUCGAGAUUCUCCAGGAAUGCGGCGCUGUGCCAUUUGUGCAAACCAACGUACCGCAAACAUUGAUGUGGGCUGAGACCUAUAACUCCAUCUUCGGUCGUACGGUGAACCCGUACAAUCGUAAUCUGACUUCUGGCGGUUCAUCUGGAGGUGAAGGCACCCUUAUCGCACUGAAGGGCAGUCCACUUGGUGUGGGCUCCGACAUCGGAGGAUCUAUCCGGAUACCCUCGCUUUUCAAUGGUCUAUACGGUCUCCGUCCUUCUUACAACCGAGUUCCAUACGCUGGAGUUGUGAACUCAAUGGAAGGUCAAGAUUCCAUACCUUCUGUGCUCGGUCCUCUAUCAAACAGCCUUAGUGGCAUCAAACUGUUCAUGCAAGCCGUCAUAUCCGCAAAACCUUGGCUCAAAGACCCACUUGCUAUCCGUAAGAAGUGGGAUGACGAGGCGUAUGCACUUGUGGAGCAUGGCGGUGGCCAGAAGCUUUGCUUCGGUCUAUUGUGGAACGACGGAGAGACCGUACCUCAUACCCCCGUAAUUCGAGCGUUAGAGAUCACGAAGGCUGCCUUACUUGCCGCUGGUCAUACAGUGAUUGUUUGGAAGCCUUAUAAGCAUGUUGAAUUAUGCGGUACGGUGUCGUACAUUUGGUCCGCAGGUGCGACCGAAGACUUCAAGACAGUCGCAGCUAUCUCAGGCGAGCCUGUCAUCUCUACAAUGGAAUUAGCCGGAGAAGGUACCGUCGUUGACGCCGGCUUCCGACCAUCUGGCGACAAUGUCACUGUAUCGGCUUAUCAACUUUGGCAGCAACAGAAAUUGAAGACGAAAUUACGCCAGGAGUACCUUGCCCAUUGGGAAGCGACAGCCAAGAUUACUGGUACGGGAAGGCCUGUUGAUGCCAUUAUUUCGCCCGGGGCGCCUUACACAGCCCCUCCUCAUGGAAAGAAUAGAGACGCGUCAUAUACUACCGUUUGGAACGCCUUGGAUUAUGUUGCAUGUGUUUUCCCUGUGACUAAAGUCGACCCGUCGACCGACGUCAAGAAACCUGCUCAUGCAUUCUUAUCGGAUAGAGAUAAAGCGAACUAUGAAAUGUAUGACCCGAAGGUCUUUGCUAACGCACCCGUUGGGUUGCAACUUGUUGGACGAACUCAAGAAGAGGAAGCCGUUAUUGCGAUGACGGAAAUUGUGGAUGCUGCACUAAAGGCUAACAAGGCUCGGCUCGCGAAGCUCUGAGAUAUCUGUGAAUCGAAGGCGAAAUUCUAUUGUACGCUAUCGUAAACCCCGGACGGAAGAAACUGACACCAGCGAGUGCCCUACUAAACUACACAUGACUUUGUUGGCCUUCUACGUUGUAUAACCUGUAUACCCAACAUGAUUAUAUUGCCGUUUUCCGAAGUGAGUGAUUGACAUUCAU
This is a messenger RNA of Somion occarium, 1949 nucleotides long. Lineage: Eukaryota; Fungi; Basidiomycota; Agaricomycetes; Polyporales; Cerrenaceae. The record is from the annotation of a GenBank genome assembly.